AUGGGCAUCGGGGGAGAGACUUCUGCCUCUUGUAUGCUGCGGGCUACUACUGCGACCACGGGUCCUAGAGGGACACAAAUGGCGAAUGCAAAUGCCUGUCAACUUGACGCCUCCCCGUCAAAGCCUCAACCCCAGCCAAACAAUAUGCCUCCAGGCAGGACCCUGACCCGGAGAAGACGAAGAAGGAAGAAGGAAAUUAACCAGAAGAGAAGGAGAGCCUCAGCCGUUCUGUUCUGUUCUGUUCCAGACCGGGAAACCCCUCUUCGACGUCACACAUACUUCGCUCCCCCCCAGCGGCGUUUGUCGUUACCAGGUGAGGGUAGUGAGCAGCAGCAGUGUUAG
Molecule: messenger RNA, 342 nt
Organism: Morchella importuna
Lineage: Eukaryota; Fungi; Ascomycota; Pezizomycetes; Pezizales; Morchellaceae
Exons: 3
Coding region: 1-342 (113 amino acids)
Source: RefSeq, a predicted model, not a curated record